CGGGCGCGGGCGUGGGGCGGGCCGGGAGCGGGCGGCGCGGCUCCGGGGCCGGGCGGCGGCGGCGGCAUGGCGGAGAGCGAGGCCGAGACCCCCAGCACCCCGGGCGAGUUCGAGAGCAAGUACUUCGAGUUCCACGGCGUGCGGCUGCCGCCCUUCUGCCGCGGGAAGAUGGAGGAGAUCGCCAACUUCCCGGUGCGGCCCAGCGACGUGUGGAUUGUCACCUACCCCAAGUCCGGCACGAGCCUGCUGCAGGAGGUGGUCUACUUGGUGAGCCAGGGGGCCGACCCCGAUGAGAUCGGCCUGAUGAACAUUGACGAGCAGCUCCCGGUCCUGGAGUACCCGCAGCCGGGCCUGGACAUCAUCAAGGAGCUGACAUCUCCCCGUCUCAUCAAAAGCCACCUCCCUUACCGCUUCCUGCCCUCCGAUCUCCACAACGGCGAGUCUAAGGUCAUAUACAUGGCGCGGAACCCCAAGGACCUGGUGGUGUCCUACUACCAGUUCCACCGCUCCCUGCGGACCAUGAGCUACCGGGGCACUUUCCAGGAGUUCUGCCGGAGAUUCAUGAACGACAAGUUAGGCUAUGGCUCCUGGUUCGAGCACGUGCAGGAGUUCUGGGAGCACCGCAUGGACUCGAAUGUGCUUUUCCUCAAGUAUGAAGACAUGCACCGGGACCUGGUGACGAUGGUGGAGCAGCUGGCCAGAUUCCUCGGGGUGUCCUGUGACAAGGCGCAGCUGGAGGCCCUGAGCGAGCACUGCCACCAGCUGGUGGACCAGUGCUGCAACGCCGAGGCCCUGCCUGUGGGCCGGGGAAGAGUCGGGCUCUGGAAGGACAUCUUCACCGUCUCCAUGAACGAGAAGUUUGACUUGGUGUAUAAACAGAAGAUGGGGAAGUGUGGCCUCGCGUUUGACUUCUGUUUGUAAUAACAGCGACAGCAGACUUGCAUGCCCACAGUACCCAGACCCUCCACUAGCUAAAAGUCCCGUACGCACUCAUUUGUUCCUUGCUGGACGAACUCCGGGAGCGGUGUGAGGCCCGGGGGAGGGAGGGAAGCAGCGGAGACGCUGGAGGAAGAGGGGGCCUUGCUUCUGACCAGAGCAGCUGUCUCGCCUUGGGGAUGUGAAGGCUCUGUCUGAUUACACACAUUAUAAAGAUUGCAGUUUCGGUGGCCUGUAUCAUAAGUAUAAAGUCUGUAACAUAUGCAGCUAGAAUGUCUACCUUUUACAACCCCACAUUAUUUAUUGUAUUUUAUAGAGCUUUUCACUGGAAAUUUAAAUAAAUGUCAGUAAACCAAAUACAAGUUCAUUUCCAAGGGGACUCAGGAGCGAGCCACACCCGGAUGGUAGAAAGAUCUCAGGGCUGACUCUUUAUUUUUGUAGUUUUGUUCUGUAAGGCACAGACGUUCUGUUCUCACCUGGCUCGGGAGGAAGGUGAAGACACAGGAUGAGUUGGGUGUGGGGGUGGGGAGGGACUUGAUUCGUUUUGAUGAGUUCAGUUCUUUGUAACCUUCCUAAACAAAGCAGAGACUGUCCGGUAGGCACUUGCAGAAAGGUUGUCCCUCUCUGCUGGAGACUCCCAGCGGGUGGCCUCAGAGGCCCAAUCCACGAGAACUGUUGGAACAUUCCUUGAGGGAACCUGCCCAGGGAGGCUGGCAGAUGGGGUCUAACGCAUGACUUGAGAACCUGCCCCAGAGCCUGAGCGUGGGCAGAGCCCGAGUUCCCGUCCCACUAACUCUUGUUCCCUGCUCCAGGGUCCUGUUUACGCGGGUGAGCAGGUGCUUGACAGCAGACUCCCCCAACUUUUAUCAUUUGGUUCGUUCCGUCUGUACCUGAGGCUCUCGGCCAUGGGAGAACCACUUUGCAGGUUUAACGCCCUCUUUCACUCAGACUGGUUGGCCAUCUUGCCUUUGUACCUCAGUUUACUUGCGGGAGCAGAGGUGGUGUCUUCACCGCCCCACCACUUGCUUCCCCAUCUGACCCACAUUUGGCGGGAGAAGCAUUGAGACUCGGCCAGGUAGCAGCAGCGCCGGCGGCCAGGCUGUCUGUGUGUCACUGCUGCGGUGGGACUGGGGUCGGCUGGAUACACACCUGGCCAGGAAGUGCCCAAGGUAGGGGCUGGAGGGUCGCUGCUGUGUGAGGGUCUCUGGGCCGUUGUCGCUGUCUCGGAAAUGGAGCAGACACGUGCCUGUGUCUUGUUUGUGAAGGAGCAGCUUGAACAGGGCAGGUGGUAUGCGGCAUAGUGUGUGGUGGGCUUGGAGGCACCUUUUCUGUGUAUCUGUGAGGGAGGCUGCUUUCUGUGAAAUUUCUUUUCUAUUUUUCUAUUUUCAGUACUGUAUGGAUAUUACUGAGCACCACACAUGGUAACGUCUGUGCUUGCUUGCAUCUUUAAUAAAGACACAACCCAUGC
Lutra lutra (Eurasian river otter) is the source of this 2404-nucleotide messenger RNA. It is a transcript of the gene SULT4A1, whose product is annotated as sulfotransferase family 4A member 1. The record is from RefSeq and is a predicted model, not a curated record. Gene Ontology annotation, biological process: sulfation. The transcript has 7 exons. Gene Ontology annotation, molecular function: sulfotransferase activity. The coding region runs from base 67 to 921 and encodes 284 amino acids. Lineage: Eukaryota; Metazoa; Chordata; Mammalia; Carnivora; Mustelidae. Gene Ontology annotation, cellular component: cytoplasm.